Molecule: messenger RNA, 426 nt
Organism: Capsaspora owczarzaki ATCC 30864
Lineage: Eukaryota; Filasterea; Ministeriida; Capsasporidae
Exons: 1
Source: RefSeq, a predicted model, not a curated record
UUGGUUGUGGCGGCUGUUGUUGCUCAGCACGUGCUGGACGCCAAGAAGACAAUUAUGGACGCCAAGACCCGCUCGCCCGAAGUCGUGCUAGCUCGCAUGCUCGCACGCUUCGAGGCCGGCUCCGUGAUCCCGCCCUUCGAGAAAUACCACGUCAAUCGUCCAGAGGCCGUUGCUAUGCUUCAAGGGGUGCUGCGCCCCGCGCUGUUGAAGGACUACACGGUCGUCAUUGGCGAAGUAGGCUGCGGCAAGACCACCGCCGUCCUCGACGCCAUCCGAGCCAACAGCACUGGCAUUGUCUACCACAUCAUCAAAAGCGAGCUCCCCGUUGAUGUGCCGAAACGACUGGCGGGGUCUCUCGCGUUCGCGUUCAACCGGUUCACCUUCACAGCAGGCUACUUCAAAGACCGUGGUGUUGAGAUGCAUCAA